Molecule: messenger RNA, 3794 nt
Organism: Hypoxylon trugodes
Lineage: Eukaryota; Fungi; Ascomycota; Sordariomycetes; Xylariales; Hypoxylaceae
Exons: 3
Coding region: 64-3282 (1072 amino acids)
Source: RefSeq, a predicted model, not a curated record
UUCUACGCUGACCGUACAGGCAGCCACCAGCCACGAGGUUCUCCAGUCAAGAAACAUUAAACCAUGGAUCCAUUCACGGCCUUUGGUAUAGCCUGCAAUGUCAUCACCGUCGUCGAUGCAGCUAUCAAAUGUGGUAAAACGAUUAUGGAGCUCUACGACUCGACAAGUGGCUACACGCGAGAGACCGAGGCCUUACUAAAUGCCCUCGGCGACUGGGAGGCUAUAAAUAAUGAAAUGGAAGCGGCAGAGUCUCAAUUACGCCAAACAGAUACGCAUAAGAGCCUUCAGGAAGCUACCGCCAAUUGCGCCAAAAUAUCACGACAAAUGAAGGACAUUGUCAUUUCAUGCGUUCCAAAUACUAGAAAAUCUUUUAGGUCCGCUAUGAAAGGAAUGAUCAAUACAAAAGCCAACAAACAAAAAGUCACGCAGCUACGCGAGCAACUAGAGCAAUCCGGGUCUAGGGUGACUUAUCUAGUCGCUGCUGCUACUAGGUCCGACGUGACACAGAUUUUAGUCAGACUGGAACAGGCCCAGUCAAGUCAUCGCUCUGCCAUAGAGAAACUAGAUGACCUAAAAGACUAUCUUGAUCCUACGAAAGGCAAUGAACGCCUUUUAGAGGCUAUUAACUCUAUAAAUGCCGUAUCUAAUGAAGUUUUGGAGGCCGUUAUGCACGAAGUGAUUGUUCGAAGCCUCCGAACUAGUUUCCCCUCUGCAAAGACACGCUUUGAAGCUGUAGAUGAUGCUGAGGCAGGAACCUUCUCCUGGAUCAUUGAGAAACCUGAUAGGAUCCUGGACAUGGAAGAAAACCUUCAAAUUAGCUUUGCUGAAUGGCUGAGAUCGGGAUUAGGGGCGUUCCAUAUCGCUGGUAAACCAGGAUCCGGCAAGUCGACUUUGAUGAAACUCCUUGCGACUCAUAAACUCACUAAAGAGCUACUCAGAGAUUGGGCUGGGGACAAGCACCUAAUACUCUCAAAUUUCUUUAUUUGGCGUUUAGGUGGAAGAGACCAGAAGACAUGGAAAGGCCUUGUUGGAAGUCUACUUUAUGAUACAGUGUUACAAACACCGAGUAUCACCAAGAUUCUCUUUUCAGGCCACUGGGAGACUGGGCAAGCCUGGCUGAAUCAUAAGGCCAAUACAGUCAUACACUUUUCGGAUUCCGAAAUACGCGCUGCUUUCGACAAACUUAUUAAUGGUCCUGAGAUUCAUAAAAACUUUCGAAUUUGCUUCUUUAUCGACGGUUUGGACGAAUUCCAAGAACCAACAGAGUCCUAUAAUGAACUGGCUGGAAGGAUAAAAGGCUGGUCGCAGGCAUCAUCAAGUACAUUAAAACUCUGUGUUUCGAGUCGAGAAUACCCUUCCAUCGAGCGCGUGUUCUCAGAAACCCAAAGAAUACAUUUACAUAAACUAACCUCCCGUGAUAUCAACCGAUUAACCCAAAGGAGGCUCUGUACGAACCCUAUAUUCGUCGCUCUACGGCGAAGAGAAGGCCCCGGAACUGAUGUCUUGGUCAAAAGGAUCGCAGCCGAAGCUGAAGGGGUCUUCCUUUGGGUAGUACUUGUUGUCGCGCUAGUCCAGGAGGAAUUGGCUGCCCUUGGUGAGAAUAUUUCAAUAAGACACCUAAGCCAGAUACUUGACCAAGUCCCUAAGGAACUGGAAGAUUUCAUUGGCGAGAUUGUUAAAAGAAUCAAUAAACAUCAUCACGGCAAGGCAAUGUUAUUGCUUGCUAUGGCUCUACGAAUGGCUGGUCAAACUAUUGAUGAUGCACCACCUUCAGGGCACGCAGACCCAUCGGAUCAUCUAGCGCCGUCGGAGAAUCGCGAACGGCUUUUGGUGCGCGAUACCAAAGCGGGCGAACUAUCUGUACUAAGUAUAUCGUUAUACUUUGAACCAUACGGACCGAAUGAAACCACCUUCGAUCCGGGAUUUGUAUCAAAUAGAUGCCUAUCUGGUGUUCAUUUAGUGAACACUUGGUGCCGUGGUCUCCUGACAGUCCAGGGAGACUCUGCUAGAUUUAGCCAUAGGAGUAUUCCAGAGACCAUCCAUCGCAUUCUGAAAAAGCAAGAAGAGCCGAAGAUUACCGACAACCAAGUUAUAGAAGCAAUCCUUAAGAUGGUCCUCGUGGAAAUACAGCUGCCAAGAUAUGCUUUAACAUUCAAAAGACCCGAUAGAAUCGAGUUUAUGGUGUGGCUGUUGUCACUUACUAAGGUCCACCAAGAAGCAUUCCCAAUCCUCCAUACAAUUGAGAAUGGAACUCCGAACCAUCCUUCAAAACGUUACUAUCACAUGGGAAGCUUUGCGCAUAUUAAUGGGUCAGAUUAUACCGACGAAAGUAUCCUAAACGCUUCGGCUCGCAUCGGGUUAUUUGAUUUCGUUAUAUGGGAGAUUGAAAAUAACCUGGAGCUUCCUGAGCAUACCAACAGAAUAGAAUUUCUUCUAGCGUUUGCCACCUGGAGCACCCUUCAAGGUACAAGUUCAAAGAACGAGUUCCAGCUAGUCCUGGACACUUGUGUACGAAAGUGGAAAGAAUCGUCUUGUAACCCUCCUACUCCUUUUCCUUGGACUUUAACGUGGCUUGACUUCCUCAUGUACUCAAUCUUUCGAAGGACGCUUCAUAUAUUUCCAAAAUAUGUUGGUUGGUCCCUCCUUGAAAGCUGGCUUCAGAUCGGGUUAACUUGCCCUUUCACGCUGGCAAUUUCCAAACCCGACCCUACCGAUAUUUCUGGAAAUCCGAGACCUGAUGGCCUCAAGCCCGGCACCAUCGGGAUCUUGUAUCCCAGGAUAGACGGCUUCGAGUCGAUAACCGGCGUGUGCUAUAAUUGGAAUCUGGACACAAGCGGGCCCUCAGCCAAGGGGCGAGGUCCAGGGUCAGUAAGUGAUCUCUGGAGCCUCGCCCACGCCGAUGGGCGCGGCGGUCGACUCAAUCUGAAGGAUUUGAUAGUGUUUCACAAGCCUGAAAAUAGCGGGCGUCUAUUGGAACUAUUGGAAAGAAACGACACCUACGGUCCAACAGAGUUCGGAGAAUUACUACUAGACAUCCAGCAAAGUCCACCAGACGAAAAGAUACCAUUUACUUCUGGUUAUAUAGCGGAUGGACGGAUCCGUCCGGUUGGUGGCAGCACUACCGAGCACCCGGCCAACGCGGUUGACUCGGAAGUACAACCAUUACCACCCCCGCCUCCAAUGGACCAAGAGGGAAAGCUUGACCUCAAGUUUGAUCUUAAAGUUGUCGGCAUAUUCUUCUCUGCCAUAAUUUCUUUCAUCCUAGGAUAUCUAUUAAAAUAGGGUUACGUGGUAUUAAGGGAGCGUUUCUAGAGUUUUCUUAAAGGAUUCCAUGUAGACAUUAUUUUAUUUCCGUGGAAAAAAGUAUGUAGGUAGAUAUCAUAUGUUGUUAAUUCAAUUAAGGGACAAGAAGACGGAUAAAUUAUUGUUUUUGUCCCAGAGUGGCGACGGCUGUCCUAAGUCACUGGUCGCGGCAUCCAACCAACGCCUUCAGUGGAUCAAUCUGGUAGUUUUGGGCUACGACCCUUGCCUUAUAUAGUUUCUCUUUUGAGUGUCUAGGGGAUACUAUGGCCAAAUCAAGAUCCUUUGUUACCUAAGUAUCAAUAACCUGAAACUGUCUAGCCCUGAACACCAGGGUGACAGGCUUGGAUGGAAUUAACAUCCAGAUUCUUCAGAUAAUGUGCUUUUAUACGCACAUGAACGCGGCGCAAAUCCAUGUGUACGAAGCAGUAUCUCACAGCGAAAGCGUCGAAAAAUAGGGGUAGACGCCGGAUAGCAUAUUACAUAAUACAAAC